UAUUCGAGCAAAGGAUGAACGAGAUCGAUCGAGACGUCUCUGCACGAAUGGAGAAUAAUAAUAUCUACGUAAGAUAUCGAUCCAGGCUCGUGUACGCCCCUGAUCGCAGGCGUAUUACCUGCAAUACGAGUCUGGUAAAGAGACAGAGACAGAGACAGAAACAGACAGACAGACAGAGGGAAAGAGAGAGAGAAAGAGAAAGAGAAAGAGAGAAAGAGAGAGGUAUCGUCAUACACGUCGAGGUAUGACGCAGUGUGCCCCAUAGAAGCGCGACUACAUGCCAUAGUGUCAUAAUACGCGUCCUUUGGAGCCGCUUUUCGAGUUGCGCAAUCAUAUUUAAUAACGACAGCCUGGCGAUUACCAGCACGGCUCGACUCAGCUCUCUUAGCAUCGCUGAUCUUCUUCUUCUUUCUUCUUCGUCUUCUUCUUCUUCGUUUUCUUCGUCUUUCUUCUUCGACUUCUUCGUCUUCUUCUUCUUUCUUUUUCUUCUUCCUUGAAUCAUCUUCUUCUUGUCGCGAGCGAGAACACGCUCCGUUCCAUCUACAUCCUUAAAACGGCAGAUUCGCGUCCGAGCACGAUCCUCAAACGAGCGUAUAACGUUUUGAACGACGAAAACGUUGGAUUAAUUUAUAAGGCGAGAUAUUGUGCGAAAAUACGAUCCAACAAAAUGCCGUGGCGACAACGAGCUCGCUGGCUCGCUCGCUCGCUCGUUCAUUCGCUCAUCCUUCGAAUCCAUUCGGAUUCGAUGUUAUCUCGACGGGAGGAUAAUGCCGUUAACUUUCCUUUCGUUUCGCUUCUUCACCGAAGUGAGAGUAAGAGAGAGAGAGAGAGAGAGAGAGAGAGAGAGAGAGAGAGAAUUAGGUGCGAGGAAGGUUUCGUACGAUCGAAGUAAGAUUUGUCAUUUAAUUUUUCAUCCGUUCGACUGACGAAAAUAAUAAGAAAAUUAUGUUAAAAAAGAAUCUUUCCGUUUAUUCAAAUUAAUCUAUUAGGAAUUACAAAGAAAGCAUGGCUCAGGAAUGGUGUUGCAAUUAAUAUCGUCGAUUAGAAUCGUGUAUAUCUAAAAUUCUUACGUAAGGUUCUGUACGAAGGCGUAGUAGUAUAAUGUCCUUGCAAUUAGUCGACCACACUUUUAUAAUAGUCCAGCUUAUUUUUCUUCUUAGUCCAUUCUAAUACUAUUAAUUCUCUCAUAAAUUACACUUUGGACAAAAGUUUCGAGAUUUUAAUUAAACCUUUCGUAUAAUUUGUUAUCUCAUUAACCGAGUUAAUAAAUUCAGAGUUCUUUUUUUUUCUUUUUUAUAAAUAUCUUUCAUCCAUUCCAAUCGUCGUCAGAAUAAAUUACGACUGAGACUUAUCGACGCUAGAUGACGAGUUUAUAACUACACGAUGCUUGAUACAAUCAAUAAUAUCUCUUUUCUUUUUCUUUUUAAUCUACUUCUACUUGUAAUCAUUUGAUAAAUGCUAUCUGUACAAUAUUAGAGAUCGGUUAUAGUCUAGUCGAUAGUAACGCAUUUGUGACUUAAUUUUAAUCGGCUCAGUUGUUCCUUUGACGUUCAUUUUCCUAGUCGAAUAUUCCGACGAAAAUCAGGAGGAAGGUAUCGUUAACCCGAUCGUACAACACAAAAGGAGAAGAAACUUUUUCUUUAUUACGACAAUACGAGCGUAUGAUAAUUUAUUAAGUUUUAACGGAGUUCAGAGGACCGUGAUAUUUAUUAAAACUUGUAAAGCUCGUCAGAGAGUUACUUCGAAGCCCAUUGAUCAUACUUAAAGCGUAUCCUGCUUGAAAGAGCUUACAGUUACAGGAGGACCAAGAAUUUAUCUUUGGUGUCGAUAACAAUCCCCUGGGAAUUAAUUAGUUCUAUCGUUGUAUCUGCAUAAUAGAGAUAAUUCUAAGAGCAAAAUGCUGGAACCGACUAUGCAAGCCUUAACAGCGGGCAGACUAAUUUUAGCCAGUGGAUCACCAAGAAGAUAUGAAAUAAUACAAAAGUUGGGCUUAAAUUUUGAAGUAAUGAUAUCAAAUUACGAUGAAAAUUUAGAUAGAUCCAAAUAUAAAAAUCAUGGAGACUACAUUCAAGAUUUAGCAAAAUUUAAAGUACAUGAUGUAUAUCAACGUUUGAAAAAUGAUCCUAUUUCACCGUCCUUAAUUAUAGGCGCAGAUACUUUUGUAACACUAGGUGAUACUAUUUAUGGAAAACCAAAAGAUGAAUCAGACGCAUUUCGUAUAUUGUCUCACCUUGUAAAUAGAGAACAUGUCGUUUAUACCGGAGUAUGUCUGAAAACGCCAAAGAAAGAAGUAACGUUCUAUACAUCUACGAAAGUAAAAUUUGGUGAUUUAUCGGAAGAUCAAAUUAAAGCAUAUAUAAAAACAGGAGAAUGUCUAGAUAAAGCAGGAGGAUAUGGCGCGCAAGGUCUUGGUGGUUGUUUAAUCGAGAGCAUAACGGGUGACUUUUACACUAUAAUGGAUUUUUUGUAUAGCCCCGAUGAAAACUCUAACGCGAUUGGUUGAAAAUUUUAAUAUAGCCGAUUUUAACCAAUGCAAAUAAGCGCACAUACGUCAGAGUAACGCGAUUGCUGGGUGAAACUUAACAUCAAAGAAAUAACUAUGG
This is a messenger RNA of Vespula vulgaris, 2603 nucleotides long. Its product is annotated as dTTP/UTP pyrophosphatase. Bases 1898 to 2503 code for a protein of 201 amino acids. Gene Ontology annotation, molecular function: nucleoside triphosphate diphosphatase activity. NCBI's taxonomy places the organism in Eukaryota, Metazoa, Arthropoda, Insecta, Hymenoptera, Vespidae. The transcript is spliced from 6 exons. The record is from RefSeq and is a predicted model, not a curated record.